This is a messenger RNA of Etheostoma cragini (Arkansas darter), 1509 nucleotides long. RefSeq names its product angiotensin II receptor-associated protein (gene agtrap). Gene Ontology annotation, biological process: angiotensin-activated signaling pathway; regulation of blood pressure. Gene Ontology annotation, cellular component: plasma membrane. NCBI's taxonomy places the organism in Eukaryota, Metazoa, Chordata, Actinopteri, Perciformes, Percidae. The record is from RefSeq and is a predicted model, not a curated record. The transcript is spliced from 5 exons. Bases 98 to 601 code for a protein of 167 amino acids.
CCCCCCCCCCCCCCCCCCCCCCCAACCCCCCCACCCAGAACAAGUUGAAGCAGUGAACCGGAUAAAGAAAGAUCUGCUGUGAACCAAAUAACUUGUUAUGGAAAUCCCUGCCAUAAAUCUAAAGGCCAUAGUCCUGGUGCACUGGCUGCUUACAGUAUGGGGUUGCAUGGUGUCGCUGCCCUCCUCCUUUGCUUGGGGGAACUUUUGUGUUCUAGCUGUCGGGGUGUGGGCCGUUGCGCAGAGGGACUCCAUCGACGCCGUGCUCAUGUUCCUGGUGGGGAUGGUCGUGACGAUAUUGACCGACAUCGUCCAUUUUGGGAUCUUUUACCCGCGGAAUGACUUUGCAGCAGACAGUGGCAACGUGUUUCGCUUCAGCCAAGGAAUGGCCAUCCUCAACCUGCUUCUCAAACCCGCGUCCUGCUUCUUCGUCUACCAAAUGUACCGCGAGCGUGGAGGAGAUUACAACGUCAACUUUGUUUUCCCCUCUGUAACGCGAAGCAGAGACGCCUACCAGUCCAUUGACCAACAGGAUGAGUCUUCCAGUUCAGCAAACCCCUUCAACCCGGCCCAGGACGGCAAAGCAGCACCCCGCACAUACUGAGAGAACCAGGCUGUGAACCAUGCAGGGUUUCCAUUUUGAAUUUCCAUGCAGCAGCAAAGUACUUGGGGCCUAAUUUUUUUGCAAUCCACAUUGGUCCCUAUGUUCUGUACAGUCGGUCUGCAGCAGAUUGCAGCCCUAACAGCAAUUCCAAUACUUUUAUCAUGGUAAAUCAUUAGCUCCGCAUGGCUUUAAGAAUGAAAUGUCGCUUAAUUAAACCCAUUUGAAUUUUUUCUUCAAAGGGCACAUCACUGCUGAAAAAUACAGAGGAAGCACUCCCAUGUGGCGUUCCUGUUGUUAACGCCUACUUAUUUCAGUAUAGAGCUGUUGAAUGGAAAUGUUGUCAGUUACCUUUUUUUUCCCAGUUAGUCAGUUUUACAAAUGUGGCACUUGCACAUAUUAAGAGUCUUUCUCUUUGUGAUACAUUUUCAUUGUACGCGGUAUUUAAUUCUUAUUUUUUCAACUCCUCUUUGGCUUUAUGGCACGGCCAUGCUUGAAGUACUUGACCGUUUUUAAGACAAGAGAGUUGGUUCUGACUUUUCAAUGUUUUGCCUUAGAAGUGCCUUUGUACUUUUUCCAACUCAUGCGAGCUGUGAAAUCCUUUGACUGACUUUGACACAGUGACCAAAUUGAAGUUAGAGGCUUGUCUUUUCAUAACUGAGCAAGAACUAAGCAAAAUCUUCACAGUGCAGUGCAGCAAACGUCAGUAUUAAGUCUACUGUUAUCUAGCAAUGUAACUAUGAAAAAUAAAAUGCAAAACUACAAUGUUAAGAUAAAUGUGACUGUUUUCUCAUUUCAAAACCAUUUCAAAUGCAUCAUUCUUAUGGUUAUUGUCAUAGAAGUAAAGGGCUUCCAGACCGCCAUAAAUACUCUUGUAAUGUAAAACUUGUUUCAAUAAAUGAUAGACCACA